Molecule: messenger RNA, 4180 nt
Organism: Haplochromis burtoni (Burton's mouthbrooder)
Lineage: Eukaryota; Metazoa; Chordata; Actinopteri; Cichliformes; Cichlidae
Gene: tmprss13a
Product: transmembrane serine protease 13a
Exons: 20
Coding region: 158-1645 (495 amino acids)
Biological process (GO): proteolysis
Cellular component (GO): membrane
Molecular function (GO): serine-type endopeptidase activity
Source: RefSeq, a predicted model, not a curated record
AGUGGGAAACACAGUUGAGUAGAAAGCAGAGGAGACGAAAGGAAGGAGAACAAACGUGCUUAAUGUUUCACCACCAUGCUCCAGACUGUGUAAACCUGCACUGAAAAAGCUCCACACACCUGCUCUCACCUCCACUCUACACACUUUCCUGAGUCCAAUGGAUAAACAUGACCCGGGCACCCCCCCUCCUCCCUACUACUCUGUUGCUGUCCACACACAGCCACCCCUCAGGUCUUAUGAAGAGGUGGUGUAUGGCUUCGGUCCAGGGAUGAUGCCCCCAACCCAGCCACGUUACAUCCCUCGGUAUCCAUCAUCUGUGGCUGUUCCCCAAGUCUCACAGCCCAUCACAAUCCCAAAGAAGAAAAAGGGAUGCUGUGAGAGCAAGAAAAGGUGCAUUGGUGUUUCGGUGUCAGUCCUACUGUUGCUUGCUCUGCUGGGGGUGGCCAUUUGGCUUGGAGUUGUGUACGGCACCAGGAGAGCAACAUCAGCGAUCCACUACGAUGAGCAUGAUGGGAGCAAUGAUGAGAAAACCCAAAGUGCAGUUUUGCCAAAGGACAACUGCCCAAACAAUACUGUAAUUUGUGAUGGAAAAGAGGACUGCCAACAUGGCACUGACGAAGCAUACUGUGUGAGGUUUGGUGAGGGAAACAGUCUGCAGGUCAGAACAGCCACAGAUGGCCGCUUCCUACCAGUGUGUAACCAAGGGUGGGAUGACAAUGAAGCCAAGCAGAUCUGCAAGCGGCAAGGAUUCAGAAACGUCUAUAUGACAGCUACAAUUCAAUCAGAUUCCACAGGUUUAACACUGAACAACAGUACAAGAUCUGCUCCAAUCCAGGCUCGGCUAAAUGUCAGUUCUCCCUGUCCGAACAAGCAGACUGUCUCCCUGCAGUGUGUGGAUUGUGGUAAGCAGCAGGCCACGUCCCGGAUCAUUGGUGGCACCAUAGCUAAACUAGGUCAUUGGCCUUGGCAGUUGUCACUACAGUUCAGAGGAUCCCAUGUCUGCGGAGGAGUCCUGAUCUCCCCUGAUUUUGUGCUUUCUGCUGCCCACUGUUUCCCAAGAGACAACUCGGCUCUAUCCCCUCAGAACUGGAAAGUAUAUGGUGGAACGGUGUCGCUGAACAACCUGCCUGUUCCGUACUUUGUUGAGAAGAUCAUAGUCAAUGAGAACUAUAACACUAAAACAAAUGACCAAGAUGUUGUUCUUCUCAAACUUACAUCCCCAGUCACUUUCAAUGAUAAAGUUCAGCCUGCUUGUCUGCCAGCAUAUAACCAGAACUUUGUCCAAGGAACUCAGUGCUGGACCUCGGGUUUUGGCACCACACAGGCCGGUUCAGGUGUUGUCUCGAAGGAUCUGAUGGAAGUGAGUGUGGACAUCAUUGAUACACGGGUGUGUAACAGUCGUGAUGCUUAUGGAGGUCUGGUGACCAAUAAUAUGCUUUGUGCUGGGAAACUCGAAGGAGGCAAAGACUCCUGUCAGGGUGACAGUGGUGGACCUCUGGUAUGCCAGGGAGAGAGUCGCUUUUACCUGGUGGGGAUUACCAGCUGGGGAGCUGGCUGUGGUGAAAAAAACAAACCCGGGGUUUACACCAGAGUCAGUAGUGUUCUGCCCUGGAUCUACACAAGCAUGCAUAGAGCUAUGGUGUGACAUCACUUUGCCUCCUGCUGGUGUUUUCCUCCCAAUGAAGUUGUCUUGAGGGAGUAGCAGCAUGACAGAAAUGCCCACAUACAUUCAUUAAUGUUGUGCUCAUCAUCUAUACUCAUCCCAGGUCACAUGGAUUUAAUAUAUUUUACACUACCCACAUGUAUACAAGCUAAUCAGUGCACUGACUUCAGUCUUUCAAUUUUGAUUUUAUUCUUUUGUGUGUACUAAAGCUUAUUUUUAAUUUAAGUGAGCUUUAAAAGCAGAUUUUUUUCAAUUGUAUCUUAUUGUAAUAAAUUCAAUGAAAGGCUUUACUGAGGUUCUACUGAGAUUUCCUUAAUCAGUUUGUGUUUGAUUAAUGUAUGAUUGUGUAUGAUUAAUUAUUAUGAAGGUGUUUUUUUUCUCUCAGGAACACAAUUUUAACUGUUGUGUACCAUAUUAAAAUCAAAACAUUUUGUGCAUUACCUUGCACUUGAGUCACUAAGCAGUGCACUUAAGCCACUACUCAUGUUGGAAUUUUUCUUGAAAUUGUUCUUGAUUGUAUGCCAUUUUUCCGUAUUCUUUGUUAUGUUCAUGUCAUAAGUUUGUGAAGGAUUGCGCGAAUAACAAACACAACAUAUAUCAGAUAAAGAAGGAACCAUCCACCCCCCUUUGUUGUGGUGUUUAAUGAUUUUGUGAGCAGGAGGGUCUGUGGUGAGCGUGCCUGGUGUGUGAGAGAGGGAGAGAUGCAGAAAGGGAGCGGCAGGGACGAUUCCACGCACUAAAUAAGCAGUCACUCCAGGAGUCACACUGUUGUCGUCAUCACAUCUAUUUUUCCAGGGGAAGUACAUAUGAGCAGGUUGCACAUAUUGACAGAUGAGAAUACUUGAAGCAGAGUCCUUGUGAGACAAACUGAUUGAUUUUUGCAGGUGGAUAUCAGUUUGUUAACCAACGGUCCGCUGGAGAAACAAAAGCAGUUGCCAUGGAAACUAUUUUGCUCAUCGUCUCUUCACUCCUUGUAUAUAUGACUGCUGCAACAAACACUGAUACAGAGGGGGCAACCAAUACAUCUGAAAACCCAUUUAUUUAUGACUAUGAGACCUUGAGGAUUGGGGGAUUGGCAUUUGCAGUGGUGCUGUUUACACUUGGCAUUCUUCUAAUCCUCAGUCGGCGAUGCCGCUGUGGUAUUAACCAGAAGCCCAGGGCCCCCGGAGAUGAAGAGGCACAGGAGGAGAAUCUGAUUGUCUCCAAGGCUGCAGCAGCUGCCAAGGAGACUCCACCAGAGAACUGAGGCAACUCUAAAGAACUACCUUCUGAAAUGAAGAUUUUAUUUGAUACUUGUCUACAAUAAUAGUGAAGGUGUGGGUGAUUAUUAUAACCGGUCAUGCGAUAGGGUAAGAGGGGAGGUAUAUGUUUAGAGGAUUAAUGCUGAUAUGUACAUAAUUCUUGUGCCUGCUGUUCUUCGUUGUGAUCAUGCCAGUCCCUCCCUCGCUGCCUGUGCUCUUGUCCAGUCCUGUGCCUUUCUGUGACCGUGUCUCCACUUCAUUGUCGUAGCCAGUAGCACCUUUAAUGCAAGAUUGUCUUUAAAAGAAAAGAAGACUUUCAAAUCUUGUGUGACCUGCUGUUCCUAAUUGUUUUGUUAAUUGUCCAGCGUCUUAUUUUGCCACAGUUAGAAUAUAACACACACACACACAUAUAUAUAUAUAUAUAUAUAUAUAUAUAUAUAUAUAUGUAUCAAUACGAUAUGUGUAUAAGUAGUACUGACAGUUCACGGAAAUAUGUUCACAGAAAUAUGAAUAUCUUCAUUUACGUCUAAGUGUGAAUGGCUGGGUGUGUUUGUGUGGCCACAUGAGUGUAGUUAUGUGUGCAUGCAUAUCCUGUAUGUGUAUGAUUGUGUGUACAUCACAAGUGCAUGUGCAUCUCUACAUGCAAGUGUGAUGAGCCUUAUAUAAGACAAUCUCAACUGCCACAGCUCUCUUGAGGGAGCACAGUAGUGUGCAGGUGCCUGCAUGGGCCCCUCCACCGCAGUGUUUAACAGUUCAUAGUGGAGGAAGCUUCUGCAUCAGCUAUCUCACUGCCACCUUCUCCACAUAUCCACUCCACUGCUCUGUCACUGGCUCCGUCAGGAUUAGCUAGUCUCCAGCAGGCUAUAAUUAGUUUUCCCAUACACACUCACUGGUGCCACAAAUCUGUCGAGCCAGGGUAUCGUUCUUUUCUCUUUGUUAUUUGUUUAGUCAGUCUCAUGAUGUUUUAAAUAACUAGACAUGCAUUACACUGCCGGAAGAGAGAUUAAGUUUGUCUGUGGAGUUUGAGAGUCGUGAUAUUGAUAUUAUUUGUUUGCCAGACUACAUUAAUAGUAGCCUAAUGUAAGCCAAAUUAUAGAGAGAGUAUAGAUGACUAGUCCUUGUUGUCACCCUGCUGCCAGGUCGGGUUUUAACCAGUAUUAAGUCUGAAAUUAAACAUGACAGCUAAACAAGUAAAUAUGUUCAUUCUUCACACAAGAGCCUUGUUGUGUGGCAACCUGUUGUGCUUUGGCAUAAAUAAAAGUGGCGGAACACAAAA